GCGGAAUCAUUGUUGACAUUACUGUAUUGUGAAGCCAUUAGUUAAGUGAACAAAUGUUUGCCAUACACUGUACUCAUAUUAUAGAGUAUUAUGCGAUAACAAUCAGUGCUUUUAUUAUUAAAGGGAUCGCAAUAACAAUAAAAACCAUUGAAACAUAUGAAUAGAGUUAUGCAAUGAUAUAAUGUUAUCGUUAAUAGUAUUGAAGUAAUUGUUUGACACACAAGACAUGUGUUUAAGACAUAAAUACCGAUUCAUAAUAGCCAUCAAUACGCCUAUAAAAUGCAUAAAUCAUUGAUAUUAUUGUCGCUAACACUUCUUCUUCAUUGGGUUUCAUUGAUCACCACUAAUGAGCAACCAGUGGCCAUCAGAGAACCAUCUUUAUUGGUGUCGACACUGGACGGUACUCUUCACGCUAUCGGCCAAACAUCGGGUCUUAUUAAAUGGUCGGUCAAUGAGUCGCCUAUACUUAAGGUUCCAACCGUUGAGAACAUAACAGAACAACAGAGACGAAGAACUUUAUUUCUUCCGGACCCUAAAGACGGAUCACUUUAUCUUUACAAUGGCUUCAGUUCUACGGACGGCGAGACAGAGACAUUAGAGAAGUUGCCGUUCACUGUAAGCGAAUUGGUCUCAUCGAGUCCUUGCCGUAGUUCUGAUGGAUUGCUAUAUACGGGCAAAAAGAUUGACGAAUGGAUUACCAUAAAUGCACAGACAGGUCAUCGCGUGGAUGUCCUUAACUCAGACACACCGAUGUGUCCGUCGCCGCCGUCGACCACCACAUCGUACGACACGCAGACGACAAAUCUUUUAUUUAUCGGUAAAAGUGAAUAUCAUUUGUCUAUUUUUGACUUAAAAACAAAGCAGAAGACUUGGAACUUGACUUUUACCGACUUUUCUGCGUCUGCCGUGUCUUCAAUACCACAAAAUGCCUACGAAUUUCUUCAUUUGACUUCAAGUACAACUGGAAGGAUAGCAACAAUUGAUUUGUCUAACGAUGCAAACAGAUUAUUAUGGACUCAUCAGUUCUCAUCUCCAGUUGUAUCCAUUUUUCAAUUUAAUGACGGAAUAACACCUGUUCUCCGACGGGUUCCCUUCUCAACCAUUGGUGGGACUGUUAUUCCUCGAAAUUUGCAACAAAGCAAUCCAUUGUAUCCAUCGCUAUAUAUCGGAGAAAUGGCGAACUCAAAGUCGAUGUAUGCAUUGACUACUUUAGUAGAUUUGACACAAACACCACUAAUUCCGACAAAAAAGACUCGAAAUCUACUGAUUGAAGGGCCGGACAUAUUUGAAUCGAUUCACACAAUUGAACAGUAUUUUAAUAUUUUGGUAUUUGGUUAUUAUGAGUACCCAAGGAUGAGAAAAAAUGAAAUUUAUCCACAAUUUCAAAUCAGUGAAACACCACUUCACUUAUUGGCACAACAAAAGCAAACUUCCGUUGAGGAACCACUCAUAAUAUCAAACAUAUCUUCAAAUCAAGAUAUUCUUGAUAUGAAACAUAUUUAUAUAGAAUUGUUGCGCACAAGUAUGACAUUUAUAGUGGCCGUCAUAUCUGUUGCGGUCAUAAUCUAUUGGAAUUCAAGAUAUAUUAAAUCAAACAAAGAGCACAACAAAAUCAAUGAUCCCAACUGGACUACUGUUGGAAAAGUUAAGUUUGAAACAAAAGCAAUUAUAGGUCGGGGCAGCUCAGGUACAUGUGUUUAUAAGGGGUUGUUUGAAAACAAACAAAAGAUUGCCGUCAAGAGGGUAGUGGCCGACCAUUUUGUUUUGGCCGAACGUGAGAUUGAAUUGCUUCGGUCACUCCAACACCCGAAUUUGAUAAGAUAUUUUGCCACCGAAUCGGACGAAAUGUUUCGAUAUAUAGCCAUAGAAUUAGCUGACCUCACACUUUAUGACUAUAUUGAAGGUAGGGGUGAGUUGGCAGAGCUUAAUCCCAAACAUGUGUUGCAUCAGUCAUGUCUAGGAUUAGAACAUUUACAUUCUUUAAACAUAAUUCAUAGGGAUAUUAAACCUCAGAAUAUUUUGAUAUCACAUCCAUUACCGCCCAAUUAUUUAAGGAAAGUUAUGAUUUCUGACUUCGGUGUCUCAAAAGUAUUAACAAAUGAACAGUUAUCGACUGAAGUGUCGAUAACAUUGAAAGGUACUGAGGGUUGGAUUGCACCCGAAGUGUUAAAUUCAAAACUUGAGAGAAUAACAUUCAAGCCUUCAAAACCUAUUGAUAUUUUUUCAAUGGGAUGUCUAUUAUACUAUACCCUAACCAAAGGGUAUCACCCAUUUGGAGAUCUUUUACACAGACAGUCAAAUAUACUGUUUGGUCGGUUUGAUAUCGUGCUAAUGAAAACUGAGGAAACUAUGAGUGAAUAUAGCCUUAUAAAUGCCAUGAUUGCCUCCGAUCCAAAAGAUCGACCAAACAUCGAAUCGGUGGUUAAACACCCACUGUUUUGGACACCAAGUAAGGCGUUGCAGUUACUGCAGGAUGUCUCCGAUCGUAUUGAAAAAGAACCGGUAGAUUCACCCGUAGUGUUAACUUUAGAGAGGGGUGGACUUGACGUUUGUAGAGGUGAUUGGAGAAGACACAUAUCAAUUGAAUUACAAGCAGACCUCAAGAAAUUUCGCUCAUAUCGCGGAUCAUCAGUAAGAGAUUUAUUGCGCGCAAUGCGUAAUAAACGUCACCACUAUAGGGAACUGCCUCAUGAAGUACAACAAUCUCUGGGUUCGAUACCCAAUCAGUUUGUUGAAUACUUUACUACAAGAUAUCCCCGUCUUUUGAUACAUUCAUACAUUGCUCUACAAAUGUGUCGAAAUGAGGAUAUCUUUGAUACUUAUUAUGAAAGAGAUUCAAUUCAUUAUGAGUCUCUCCCGAGGAGUGGUAUCAAAUGGUUUACCAAAAAUAAUGAAAACUUAAUGCCUAACGGUAUACCCAGUGAUGACUCACUCGAGUCAAUCAAUUGGAAGAGUUGUAAGAGAAAAGGUUCACCCGUUAAGAGAUUUAAUAACAUUAAUAUUGAGGGUUCGCCACCUAAAGUGGACACAAAUUGGGGCAAUACUAAUGUAUAUAAUGAUUAAGUUAAC
Molecule: messenger RNA, 3069 nt
Organism: Oppia nitens
Lineage: Eukaryota; Metazoa; Arthropoda; Arachnida; Sarcoptiformes; Oppiidae
Gene: Ire1
Product: serine/threonine-protein kinase/endoribonuclease IRE1-like
Exons: 3
Coding region: 280-3063 (927 amino acids)
Biological process (GO): intrinsic apoptotic signaling pathway in response to endoplasmic reticulum stress; protein phosphorylation; mRNA processing
Cellular component (GO): IRE1-TRAF2-ASK1 complex
Molecular function (GO): RNA endonuclease activity; ATP binding; protein serine/threonine kinase activity
Source: RefSeq, a predicted model, not a curated record